UGCAUGACGUACGCAGAUAAGCUUCAUAAGAUUGCUACUCCGCUCUUCAAUGGCUAAACAAAAUGACACUAAACACGGCCAAAGGUCACUUGAGAUUAAUUGACCGGUGGGAAGCAUUUAUUCUUCCGAUCCGAGGGAAAAGCUAUUGCGAAUGACGGUUCCUUACUUUCCGUACCUCAUCAUCCCUUCCGAUUUCCGCCUCGAUUAGGAAGAUUGAUUUAAAGGCUGUAUUUUAAACAACUCUUUCUCAUACCAUCAUCUAGCCUUCUUUUUUGAAUAAUCACAAUGGAAAAGUCAUCUUCAACGCCUUCUCAAGAGGUGGGAGGAGAGAAGCCACUCACACAAGUAGUUUCUUUCCAUAAUCAAGGCGAUACAGAGAACGGUCGUAUUUCUGGUGAAGAUGCAUUAGGAUAUAAACAAGAACUCAAGCGAAACUUAUCAAUGUUUACAGCUUUGGGAUUAGGAGCAAGUAUUAUUGCCGCUCCUUUUGGAUUAUGUACAAGUGCUUCAUUUGCUUUAGUGAACGGUGGAACGAUCACAUACAUCUUUGGCUGGUUAAUGUUAUCGAUCAUCAGUGUUUGUAUCGCUUCAAGUUUGGGUGAAAUCGCUUCUGUUUAUCCAACUUCCGGUGGUGUGUAUGUAUGGACAGCUCAUUUGGCUCCCCGUAGAUUUGCAGCCGUUGCUUCGUUUAUUGUUGGUUGGGUUUCUUUGGUGGCCAAUAUCUUACUCUGUCUUUCGAUCGCUUUUGGUGAAGCACAAUUAAUCAUGGCUGCUAUCAGCGUUUUCAGGAAUAACGAAUGGGCACCUUCUCCAUGGCAUGUUGUGCUUAUGCAUUUUGCAAUCAUGAUCGUUGCCUGUCUCGUCAAUGCAUGGGGAGUUCGAGGAAACCUUUUGGAGCCGAUCAAUACGUUUUCCAUCUACUGGACAGGAGCAACGGCAGUCAUCAUUUGCGUGGUCGUUUUGGCAAUGUCAGACGACAAAAGAACGGCACAUGAAGUGUUUGCUCAAUGGCAAAAUGCAAGUGGCUGGACAGAUGGCUGGAGUUACUUUGUCGGUUUGUUGACGCCUGCUUAUGUGCUGACAGGGUAUGGUACUUUAUGCUAUCUUGCCGAUGAAGUACGCAAUCCACAACGUGCCGUUCCUCGUGCAAUGGUAGGAUGCGUUUUCGCUGCUUCAUUGACCGGUUUCAUCUUUAUCAUUCCACUCUCUUUCGUCUUUCCAAAAGAUCUUUCACAAAUUUUAGGCGCUGCAGCUGGUCAACCUUUACCGGUGGCUUUUUCCAUUGCGACCCAAAGUGCAGGAGGUGCUUUUGGACUUUUGUUCCUCAUUCUCGUAAUUGGGUUGAUGGCCUCCAUCGGAAGUUUGACGGUAGCAUCAAGAUGUAUUUGGGCAUUCUCUCGUGAUAAUGGUGUUCCAUUUGCACGUAUUUGGGAAAAAGUGGACAAAUAUCAUCAAAUGCCACUCAAUUCCUUGAUUGUGACAACUGUCAUCACUUCAUUAUUAGGAUGCAUUUAUCUAGGUAACAGUGGCGCUUUCAAUGCAUUCACAGGAGCAGCAACGAUUUUGUUAGGCAUCUCUUACGUUACUUGUGUGGCCAUGUCAAUGUUUGAUCGUAGAAGACAAAUGGUUGGAGCGCCUUGGAGUUUAGGGAAAGCGGGCUUUGCGAUCAACUCCGUUGCUCUGGCUUGGGUGUUGUUUAGCAUCAUCCUUUUCUGCUUCCCUACGACAAAAGAAGUUGAUGCUUCUAGUAUGAAUUAUGCUAGUGUCGUCGUAGUAUUCUUUACACUCGUUGCAACGAUUUGGUAUUUCGUUGCCGCUAGGAGGCUAUAUAAGGGACCAGACUUGGACGCCGCUAAACCAGUACAUGAUGCAGCAUCAUAGAUUUUCAGAUAUACUUUUAAUAAUGUAGAAUGUACAAAACACUAAUGCAGGAU
This is a messenger RNA of Meira miltonrushii, 1934 nucleotides long. Its product is annotated as amino acid transporter. Gene Ontology annotation, molecular function: transmembrane transporter activity. NCBI's taxonomy places the organism in Eukaryota, Fungi, Basidiomycota, Exobasidiomycetes, Exobasidiales, Brachybasidiaceae. Gene Ontology annotation, cellular component: membrane. Gene Ontology annotation, biological process: transmembrane transport. The coding region runs from base 286 to 1881 and encodes 531 amino acids. The transcript has 2 exons. The record is from RefSeq and is a predicted model, not a curated record.